Messenger RNA from Tarenaya hassleriana, 829 nucleotides. RefSeq names its product E3 ubiquitin-protein ligase RHA1B-like. The transcript has a single exon. The record is from RefSeq and is a predicted model, not a curated record. Gene Ontology annotation, molecular function: ubiquitin protein ligase activity; zinc ion binding. NCBI's taxonomy places the organism in Eukaryota, Viridiplantae, Streptophyta, Magnoliopsida, Brassicales, Cleomaceae. Gene Ontology annotation, biological process: protein ubiquitination. Bases 86 to 607 code for a protein of 173 amino acids.
AUACACACAUCCCCCACUUUCCAUCUUCCCCUCUUCACCAGCUCUCACCUCUCUCUCUCUAGUUUCUCUCUCUAACGGCGGAGCAAUGGGUUUCCCGGUGGGUUACACCGAGCUUUUCCUUCCAAGACUAUUCCUUCACGUGCUCUCUUUAUUGGGUCUGAUCCGAAAAUUAAUCUCAGCCGUUUUCCGGGUCAUAGGUCUACCCGAUUUCCUCGAACCCGAUCCGAUUUCAUGGCCCGAUCCACCUCCACUCUCCCCCUCAUCUGCCGCGUACCCGUCGGAAUCCUGCUUUUUCCCGGCGGCGAUACUGGCCGGAGAGAUCUUGCCGGUUGUCCGGUUCUCGGAGCUGAACCGACCGGGGUCCGGAUCCGAAUGCUGCGCGGUUUGCCUGUACGAGUUCGAAGACGAGGAUGAGAUCCGACGGCUCACAAAUUGCCGACAUAUAUUCCACCGGAGCUGUCUGGACCGUUGGAUGAUGGGUUACAAUCAGAUGACGUGUCCACUGUGCCGUACGCAGUUCAUUCCAGAUGAUCUUCAAGAGGCUUUCAAUCAGAGGCUUUGGUCUGAAUCUGGAGUUUCUGAUCACCUCCUCGGAGUAUCUUCAUAGGGCAUAUAAUUUUUUUUUUGGGUGGUUUAAUUCCCAAAAAAAAUGGGGAUAUAAUUUCUUUUUUUUUUUUCUAGUUGGGUUGGGUAAUGAAUCAUAUGAUUGUGAAUAUAUAAUGGUCACUGGUUUCUAAGAAAAGAAAAAAAAGAUUGUGUGAUGGAUGAAUAUAAAAUGAAAUGAAAAUUUUGAGUUUGGUACAAUUUGUAAAGUUGCUCUCUUUAUUCA